Messenger RNA from Oncorhynchus kisutch (coho salmon), 3203 nucleotides. Its product is annotated as dysbindin. Gene Ontology annotation, cellular component: cytoplasm. The coding region runs from base 492 to 1088 and encodes 198 amino acids. The record is from RefSeq and is a predicted model, not a curated record. The transcript has 4 exons. Gene Ontology annotation, biological process: negative regulation of protein kinase activity. Lineage: Eukaryota; Metazoa; Chordata; Actinopteri; Salmoniformes; Salmonidae.
AAGCUGCAGCUCUGCACCGCUCUGCACUACCCUACCAGAUUUGAGAGAGAGAGAGAGAGAGCCGCAAGAAAGAGAGAGAGAUAAAGAAAAAUAUAAAGAGAGAUAAAGAGAGACUGUGAUAAAGAGAGAAAUAUAGAAAGAGAUAAAGAGAGAGAGAGCUGCUGAAAGAAAGAGUAGCAAAAGAGGACAGAGAGAGGGAACUACAAAGCCAAAUCAGGUGAGAGAGUAAAAAAUACAGGACAGACAAGAGGAGAACAGAGGGAGUGUUUUCCUGUGAGGCCUAUCUCAAUGUUCUUGUUUUUUAAGCAUUCUCAACAGAUCUAGAGACUAGAUGACCAGGCUUUACACACCGCAGUGUCCUGUCCUGGAACUCUGACAGGAGUGGACACACACUCAUACACGCACUCCCUCUCUUGCACACAUACCUGCAUACACAGAGGGUAGACAUUCUCCAUCACUGUCUGCAACCCCCCCUCCCCCUCGAUUGGACCAUGUCCACGUCCUCGUCUGGAUCGACCAACCACAACAAGCGUCAGUCAUUGGAGACAGACACUCAGAUUGUGUUGGACAAUGACUCAGCCCAGCAUCUGAAGCUGAGGGAGAGACAGCGCUUCUUUGAGGAGGUGUAUCAGCACGAUAUGGACAUCCUCCUGUCCUCGGCUCACCUGCACAUUGACAGCAGGAAACCUCCCAUGGGCAGUAUCUCCUCUAUGGAGGUGAACGUGGACAUGCUGGAGCAGAUGGACCUCAUGGACAUCUCUGACCAGGAAGCUCUGGAUGUGUUCCUCAACUCUGGGGCCAACAAUAGCCCACUGGCCUCCCCUUUACCAGAGGUAGACGAUGAAGAGGAAGAUGAGGAAGACGAGAGUAAAGAAGUUGUCUACAGGGAGCGUGUGCCUACUUGCGACAUUCGCCGGGGGUCAAAAUCUCGCAUGUCCUCCACCUCUUCCGGUUCCAGUGACACCAGCGGGGGCGGGACCGACACCCAUGUGGUCCAAUCAGAUGAUGAGGAGGUGCACGCAGACACCCUGUUGCUGACCUCCGUGCCUCGAACAAAAGAUGAAGAGGCAGAGGAAGAAGAUAAGUGAGGCCUGUCCGCUCUGUUGUCAUAGAGACACAAGCCACUUGCUGUUCUGACUUGUCAAUGACAACAAGGAGAUGGUAAACAGACUAACUCGGAGAUCCAUACAUAUACAGUACCAUCACUUCCUCGUUACUGACACCCCUGGAAUUCCUUGUGGGAAACCCCUAGCAUGGACAACCCUUGUUAUUCUUUGGUGUGUUAUGGGUCAACCCACUGGGCACAGACACCAUUUAAACAUCAAAUGUUUAUUUACAUUUGGUUGAAAUGUCAACUCAUGUGAAUUCAACAUGAAAUAAACAAGUCAUGUGAUUUAGGUUAAAAGUUGGGUGAAAGAAAGACUAAAUUCCCUUACGUUGAAGACUUUUUGCAAAUCGAAUCAGUUUUCCACAUUUGAUUCAUUGUCAUCAGAUUGCAUUUUUUGGUUGAAAUUACGUGGAAACAUUGAUGAAACCAAUUUUUGCCCAGUGGGAAUUGAUUCUCUGCGUAACUAUGAAACUACUUAUUGAUGACUCCUCAUUGUUUCUACUUAGCACUAUUAUAAGGAACACUCAGUUUUCAGUUUUUUCUUCUGUUGCUUCAGAGCAAUAUACGUGUAUUGUGUUCAACCAUUAUCAAGGUGCCAAUAUUGUGUUCUCCAUAUUUAUCAUACACAGAAUAUCAGUGUUUGAGGGAGGAAUGUCCAGAUAGAUGUCUGUCUCACAUAAGAACCUGUGAACAACUACUUUAGUGAGACUAAAUUCUAGAUCCUAUCCAUUCAUUAAUGCUGCUAUAUAAACACUGAAUUCUAACAUGACUCUUUGCUGCAUGAUUUGGAACAGUUAGUAGGGGAAGUCAAGCGGUUUGGUUUCAUUUGUUCUCAGUCAAGGUAUUUACCUCCCUUACUGUGACCGUUGACAGAGGAUCCAACAUGUAGUAACAUAACAGUCAAAACACACACGCACUAGUCUACAUUAGCAUACUGGAUUAUCUUCUUUGGUUUCUGCUAUUGCUAUUCCAUCCAGCUCAGGACACCUUGACCACGGCCAUUUCAAUGACAUGUACCCAUUGAUUCUUGAAGAACUUAUAAAUGCCUCAUGAGCUUAGCUCAACUGUCGUACCCCAUCAGAGCCCAAAAUGUAAGCUUGUUUUACUUUGUAAACAAAGUAAAUGUAAACAAUUUCUCCAGCCCCAUACCUCAGCUUGCCCCUUUAAGAGGGGCAGAAAGAUUUGAGAGUGGUAUUUAGAAGUACAAUCAUCCCUGUGUGGCAUUCCCCUAUGUCAGAAUGAGUUAAGGCAAUGUCUCACCAGAACAUCACCUUGGUAUUGGUAAAUGCCUUGGUCUCAUUCAGACAAUACCAGCCAGUUACAGGAAAUUCACGACACUAGCUACUAGACUAGGGAGGCGUAACCUUGCCCAGACUUUUGUUUCUGCUUGGUUGGAGCAAAAUCCUGCACCCACACCUGUCAUCACAAGGUAAGAUUUCCCACCGUUUUAAUUCAGUACAUACUGAUGUUUUAACUGUAAAAGAAAAGUAGAGAGCAGGAGUGAGCCACACAGUCCCCAGCCUCAUGUUGUCUGGUUAUACUCAUCUCAGAGUACCAUGAAAUGCAUGCCACAUUGUAAAUGUACUGUAUGUUCUGUACAGUUCUGAUCAUCUGCUAUGAGGUGUAUCAUUUCCAGUGUUUUUCCUGGCACUUCAGAUAAAAUUGUAUGCCUAUCUAUGCAUGAAGCAAGUCUUGAGGACAAACAGGGCGUCUUUCCUCCCUGUAGCCUCCUAUUGAAUGUUGAGGGUUGGAUAUGUAGACACUGUAGAAACUUGGCACACAAAGUGGUUUAUGCCAGUUUCAGGUGUUAGAGUAUAUCAACAAGCUGGAAUAGUUUGUGUGUAUGUGGGUGGGGGAGGGGGGUGCGGGUGUGCGCAUGCAUGCAUGUGUUCAUUGUAAGAGAACAGUAGAGAGCAGCCUCAUGUUGUCUGGUUGUACUCCUCUCACCAUGAAUGUGACUGUUUGUGAGUGUACAUGUGCUUUCUGGUUUUAUAAUAGUCCUUUUUUGACAGUGGAAAACAUGGUUGUGUAUAAUUUCCCUCCCUCUGAGCUCCCAAUCAAGAUAAAGAAUAAAAUGAAUACAAUUGCCAAACAA